This is a messenger RNA of Drepanopeziza brunnea f. sp. 'multigermtubi' MB_m1, 1008 nucleotides long. Lineage: Eukaryota; Fungi; Ascomycota; Leotiomycetes; Helotiales; Drepanopezizaceae. The record is from RefSeq and is a predicted model, not a curated record.
AUGGCUUCCUCCCAAGGCCACAAGUCCGUCUCAAACGUCCCUCUCUACGCCUCGUGCAUCACCAACAUCAAGCACAAAGCUCGCAUCUGGAGAAUCGCAGGGUACAGCUUCGAUCUUGAGUACAGCAAGAUAGACUCCCUUAUCCGAAACUGCGGCGAGUACGGCGAGUACAGCGAGACGGAGAAGUUAUGGCACGUCGAGCUCUACAUUUGGAGCCACUACUGUACGUCUCUAAACAACCCCCUCCCCCCGCGCGCAUGCCUCGCUCCCUCAUCGAAGACGCGCACGCAGCACACCCGGCUUAGAAGAAUGCAACUGACCGACCCAUCUCCAGUCCCCAACGAGCCGUUUCCAUUCCCCUGCCCAACAUCUUCAGGUCAGGCCAUGCUCGUCUCAGACGCAAACCCGGCGCCACCAGAACCAACGAGUCACCCCCGACCUACAGACAUCUCCCCCUUCCCUGCAGUCUUCAACCCGUACCCACCAGUCUACAUGCCGGGUGCCCGCUCCCCUGAGCCCGAGCCAGCGACAUCUCGAGCAAGUCUGCCUUCCCAGAGCAGCAGCAGCUCUGCCAGUUUUCGCAUCCGAGGCAGUAGUAGCGCCACCCACAACUUCGGCACCCAAGGAGCGGCAGCCUCGUCGAUGAGCAACCGCCACCACAGCCCGCUACCAGCCAAGGUCUCCGCGGACGUGGCCAUCGGACGCGCCUACAACAACCGGCCCACGCGUGGACGGAGAGGAGGAGGAGGACCAUAUCUGAGCGGGACAUCUCCGGGACAACCAACAUCGCAGGAGUCAAGCAUCAGACGGCUGUCGCUUGAGUCAAGGAUGGGACCGAUCGGUGGUGGUAGUGGUACGAAUGGAGGACAUGGGCAGGUUGGGAAUGGCGAGAAGAAGAAGACUGGACGCAAAGCUGUGCAGGCUGUACGAAGGCAGUUAAAAAUUGCGAGACGGACGGGAGGACGAAAUAAGGGGAUGGGGCUGGGCAGACCCAAUGCAGUCGGUUAG